AGUUGGUGACACAAGACCGUUAAAAACACAAGAAGAGAGUCUUGAGAGAUCAGUCUCUAAUGGCAUCUUCAACAGCAACUUUCUCUCUUUCCUUACCCGCGUUUUCUUCUUCAACAUCUAUUAACUCUCAAAGGAGGAUUUCCAUUUUUAGCGGCAAAGCAGAUGGAAAGACUUCCUUAUCAUCUUCUUUAUUUGGUAGCAAAAUAUGUGUUAACGAAGCAACAAGAACCAAACCAAUGAGCCUGAGAAGUAGUAGAGUCACUUGCUCGGUUUCUUCUACUGUUCUUCCAUCCGCUCUUCUCUUUGACUGCGAUGGAGUGCUCGUUGAUACCGAGAAGGACGGACACAGGAUUUCGUUCAAUGAUACUUUCAAUGAAAAAGAAUUAGGUGUUACCUGGGAUGUGGAUUUGUAUGGCGAGUUGCUUAAAAUUGGAGGUGGAAAAGAAAGGAUGACAGCAUACUUUAACAAGACAGGUUGGCCAGAGAAUGCACCAAAGAGUGAAGAAGAAAGAAAGGAAUUCAUAGCUUCUCUUCACAAGAGGAAAACAGAAUUGUUCAUGGCCCUUAUUGAGAAAAAGUUGUUACCACUUCGGCCUGGUGUUGCAAAGCUGAUUGAUCAGGCUCUGGAAAAAGGAGUCAAAGUUGCUGUAUGCAGCACCUCUAAUGAGAAGGCGGUCUCUGCAAUAGUUUCAUUCCUUUUGGGACCAGAGCGAGCUGAUAAAAUCAAGAUAUUUGCCGGAGAUGUGGUUCCUCGGAAAAAGCCUGAUCCAGCCAUCUAUAUAUUAGCAUCCAACACUCUGGGUGUUGAUCCUUCAAGCUGUGUUGUGGUUGAGGAUAGUGCUAUAGGACUAGCAGCCGCUAAAGCCGCUGGAAUGAAGUGUAUAGUAACAAAGAGCGGUUACACAGCGGAUGAGGAUUUCUUGAAUGCAGAUGCAGUCUUUGACUGCAUUGGAGAUCCUCCAGAAGAGAGGUUUGACUUGACUUUUUGUGGAAGCCUUCUUCAGAAGCAGUUCGUUAGUUAGCCAUAUAAUUCUCUGUAAUUGUAUCGAUUCUAUGGAAUGUGUGUUUUUCUCCUUUUCUAGUUUAUGCCAAAGUCAGUCUAUUGCUUGCGGCCUGAUUGAGGUCUAAACUCACGCGAGUGUAGAUAUAAUUGUAAUGCUGCAAAUGGCAUCUCUAAGUACUGCCUGUGGUUCUAAAUGAUGAUAAUUAAGUUACUUGUGUAUGCUAGAUUAGUUGGUGUAUUACUUUUCCGAAAACAAA
Molecule: messenger RNA, 1260 nt
Organism: Pistacia vera
Lineage: Eukaryota; Viridiplantae; Streptophyta; Magnoliopsida; Sapindales; Anacardiaceae
Product: CBBY-like protein
Exons: 8
Coding region: 60-1022 (320 amino acids)
Molecular function (GO): hydrolase activity
Source: RefSeq, a predicted model, not a curated record